UCCAGGAAAGGCGAAUGGGCUGACUCUUGGGGGUAGGGGGCUACAGUUCUGCAGACAGAGGAGCAACAUGCACAGUCAGAGUAGUAUGUGGAGAGCAGGUCUCACGGUGGUGACCCUGUGUGCCACCCUAACGGUGGCCCAGUUUCCCCGGGAAUGCGUUACCCCAGAGGGGCUGCGAAGCGGCCAGUGCUGCCCAUCUCCUACGGGGGUGGCAGGGGACGAGUGUGGCUCCAGCACAGAAAGGGGGCGCUGUGUGGCCAUCGCAGCGGACAACCGGCGCCACGGACCCCAGUACCCUUAUGCUGGGCGUGAUGACAGGGAGAGGUGGCCACUGAGAUUUUUCAACCGCACUUGCGAGUGUAAUGGGAAUUUCAGUGGCUACAACUGUGGGCGAUGCCGACAUGGGCUGGCUGGACCAAACUGUGAUCAGAGGAUCUCAGUGGUGAGGAGGAAUAUCAUGCAGAUGAGCACAGCUCAGAAGCAGGCAUUUGUGAACGCUCUGGACCAAGCUAAGAAGACUGUCCACCCUGACCUAGUCAUCUGUACAAGACGGUACCAGGAGGUGUUUGGGCCUGAUGAUAACACCACGCAGUUUGAGAACAUCACCAUUUAUAACUACUUUGUUUGGAGCCAUUACUACUCCGUCGGUAAAACCUACCUGGGGCCAGGCCAGACCAGCUUUGGAGGCAUAGACUUCUCCCACGAGGGCCCGGGGUUUGUCACCUGGCACCGUUUUCAUCUGCUGCAACUGGAGAGAGACAUGCAGGACAUGCUGGGCGACCCCUCUUUCGCCCUCCCCUACUGGAACUUUGCUGUCGGAGGUAGCAGGUGUGACAUCUGCACCGAUGACCUGCUGGGUGCCAGAAGCACCUUCGACAUGAACUCCAUCAGCCCCAACUCUGUGUUCUCCCAGUGGAGGGUCAUCUGCGAGCGUGUUGACGACUACGACACUUUGGGCACCAUCUGCAACAGCACAGAGACCAGCCCCAUCAGGAGGAACCCAGCAGGCAAUGUGGCGCGGCCCAUGGUUCAGAGGCUGCCAGAGCCUCAGGAUGUGUUGGACUGCCUGGAGCUCAGCACCUUUGACACUCCUCCUUACUACUCCACCUCCUCCGAGAGCUUCAGGAACACCAUUGAAGGCUACAGUGCCCCCCAGGGGGCAUACGACCCGGUGAUCCGCAGCCUCCACAACCUGGCCCACCUCUUCCUCAAUGGGACGGGUGGACAGACUCACCUCUCACCCAAUGAUCCCAUCUUUGUCCUUCUGCACACCUUCACUGAUGCAAUCUUUGACGAGUGGCUCCGCAGACAUCAGCCAGGUGAAAUAGUGUACCCUGAGGAGAACGCUCCUAUCGGGCACAACCGCAGGUUCAACAUGGUUCCUUUCUGGCCCCCUGUCACCAAUGCUGAGAUGUUUGUCUCUGCUCCUGAAAACCUGGGAUACUCCUACGAGGUCCAGUGGCCAGCUCGUACCUACACCCUGUCUGAGAUCAUCACCAUAGCCAUUGUUGCAGCAGUACUGGUAAUAGCAGUGUUGGGUGGCGCCAUCGCCUGUGCUGUGCGUGCUCAUUCCUACCACUCAGCUGAGGCGCUGGAGCCGCUGCUCAGAGAGGCUUUUCGAUGCUACUCUGAAGACGACCAGAGGUUGGACAAAUCACUGUCUGCUGUCUAAAGCCAU
Monopterus albus (swamp eel) is the source of this 1678-nucleotide messenger RNA. RefSeq names its product tyrosinase-related protein 1b (gene tyrp1b). Bases 68 to 1672 code for a protein of 534 amino acids. The transcript is spliced from 9 exons. Lineage: Eukaryota; Metazoa; Chordata; Actinopteri; Synbranchiformes; Synbranchidae. Gene Ontology annotation, cellular component: melanosome. Gene Ontology annotation, biological process: melanocyte differentiation; melanosome organization. Gene Ontology annotation, molecular function: oxidoreductase activity. The record is from RefSeq and is a predicted model, not a curated record.